Messenger RNA from Amoebophrya sp. A25, 387 nucleotides. Lineage: Eukaryota; Dinophyceae; Syndiniales; Amoebophryaceae. The record is from the annotation of a GenBank genome assembly.
CUACAGGAACGCAACGAGGAGCUGCACAAAUUGCGUAAGAAGACGAUUACAGUUGUGCAGAUAUUGACGCACAUGCGAGAGAAACUUCAGUUUGUGGAAGAGAAGAAUGACGGCGUGCGCGAGGAUCUUUCGCUGCUCGAGGGCGAGCUGACGCAACGACGCGACCUUUUGACGCAACUGAAGCGCGAACGAGAUGAAGACAAGGCGGAAAAUGCACGCCUCAAGCAGCAAGCGGGUAUCUCCAGUUCAGAGGCCAUGGCCUCGGACUACGCUGGCCGAAAAGCGAAAAUCGAUCGCCUCAAAGAAGAAAUCUCGGCCAUGACGGAAGACAUCAAGAGGAAGAGCAAUUUCGCCAAGACGGUUUUCCAGCUGGUGCCGCAAAACUAG